Molecule: messenger RNA, 690 nt
Organism: Penaeus monodon (black tiger shrimp)
Lineage: Eukaryota; Metazoa; Arthropoda; Malacostraca; Decapoda; Penaeidae
Product: C-reactive protein 3.3-like
Exons: 4
Coding region: 1-690 (229 amino acids)
Source: RefSeq, a predicted model, not a curated record
AUGACCCCCAGCGCCGCCUCCUACGGGAUCCUGAAGAGCAGCAUCCGGGAGGACCUAAACGCCUUCACCCUCUGCUACAGGAUCAAGCCUUACUUCUUCAGGCCGGAGGUGAUCGUUCUCUCCUACGUGGUGGCGAAGGAUGACAUAUUCAGGACAGACCAUAACCGUCGUGGAAUGCAGCUCAUGAUGGCCCUCCAGCGGCUACGGCAGGUGACGGAAGCAGUGACGCCUCUCAUGUUCUGGUCUGCCUGGUGUUACGGCGUCGACUCCGCCACGGGGGAAUGGAAGAUCUACAUGAACGGGGAGAAAAUCGCCGACGGACGCUGGCUUCCCGUGUCCAAGGUUAGAUCAGCUUGGGCAUCUAACAGGAAUAGUAACAAUUUUACAACACCCAGUAACAGAGCUGAGAGAAAACGGAAGAACAGUUAUUCGAUUCAGGUCGUGCUCCCGAAGAACGGUACCCUCGUUAUCGGCCAGGACCAGGAUACGGAAGGCUCGGGCUUCGACGCCACCCAGUCCUUCUGCGGGGAAUUCACGGGCCUCGAGAUCUUCGACAGGAUGCUGGACGAGUUCGACCUGAAGGACCUGAGUUCGUGCGAGUCCGUCCUCGGGGGCAACAUCCUGACGUGGGACGAGGCGGUGUGGGACGUCGGCGCGGACUCGGCGGAGGUGAGACAGGUUGAUAGGUAG